Molecule: messenger RNA, 1270 nt
Organism: Coniophora puteana RWD-64-598 SS2
Lineage: Eukaryota; Fungi; Basidiomycota; Agaricomycetes; Boletales; Coniophoraceae
Exons: 6
Coding region: 48-1181 (377 amino acids)
Source: RefSeq, a predicted model, not a curated record
AUCUUUGGGCGGAUAACUAUGCACAUGGAUCUGGGUGGGGAAAUGUCAUGCAGGAAUUCUUCAUGAUGGCGCUGAUAGCUCAUGUUACGAAUCGAUCCCAUGUCUUCAACGACUACGUAUGGGAUUGGGAUCAUUAUCCGUAUAGCACAUUUAAUGGCAGCAUCAUACCAUCGCGCAUACCGCUAUCCGCUAUUGCCGGAGGACCCAUGGUCGGUGGUGCACUGCCUCCCGGAGAUAAAGCACCUCGUGCAGUGUCCUCUAGCUUCUUCCUCAGUGUUUGCCCGAACGCGACCGUUCUCAACGUUAGAGAAGUUCAAGAGCGUGCUGGCUUUGACGGAAGCGAGUCCGCUCCGGCAUUGCUGAAUUUAUGGUUUGAGACGCUCACAGCAAUAGAGGAUCCUUGCGUUCAGCUGGCGCAUUACAGCCCAGCUAUCUUCGACUAUAUGGCGUUUGGUGACAAAAAGCGAAUGCUUCCUAUCUGGCUGUAUCUAUCCAAAACGCCAGCCGUUACUCAUUGGCAAUGGUCACCUCUCAUCCUGGACGCGUUCAAGGCCAAUGUGCAGUUUUUCAUGCGCCGUCUCUCCUCGUUCUCCUCUUGGUUCUUUAGCGACAAUGCACUCGACAGCAGAGACAUAAUACCCGGGCUGCUUGCGAUCCACGUGCGCCGUGGUGACUUCGAAAAGCACUGCCACCACCUCGCAAAUUGGUCCUCGGAUUGGAACGCGUUCAACUCCUUUCCCGAGUUUGUCGAGAAAUUUGAGGUACCCGCAGACCACGGCUGGGGCGAGACGACUCCCGAAAACGUGGCGAAGUACGAGCGACGGUGUUAUCCUGAUAUCACGCAGAUCAUCGACAAGGUCUCGCAGGUCAGGCUAGAACAUGCGGCGAGUGGCGAGUAUGCCCCGCUGAAUCGUCUGUUCAUCAUGACAAACGGCCCGAUAGAAUGGAUCGCAGAGCUGAAGUAUGCGUUGUCUGAAGCGGGACAGAAAUGGGAGAGCAUCUCAAGCAGUCGCGAUCUGGAGCUGAAUGCGGAGCAGAAGUACGUGGCGCAGGCGGUGGACAUGCUCGUUGCAGAGCGAGCGCAAGUCUUCAUUGGAAAUGGGUGGUCAAGUCUGACGUCGAAUGUGAACAUGCUCCGAAUGGCAAAGACGUUCGAGCCUGAUUCAUGCAGGUUUUGGUAGCCCUACCCGCAACAGCUUUGGGACAAAGGUAGAGCAUGCUAAAACACAUAUAAAUAAAAAUAACUCUACCAUAGCAUCCGAUAUCAAGU